AUGCCUAGGAGGGCGGGCAGCGGGCCGCUGCCGCUACCCCGGGGCUGGGAGGAGGCCAGGGACUACGACGGCAAGGUCUUCUUCAUCGACCACAACACGCGCCGGACCAGCUGGAUCGACCCCCGGGACAGGCUGACGAAGCCCCUGUCGUUCGCGGACUGUGUCGGGGAUGAGCUGCCGUGGGGCUGGGAAGCGGGGUUCGACCCCCAGAUCGGCGUCUACUACAUCGACCACGUCCACAAGACCACGCAGAUCGAAGACCCCAGGAAGCAAUGGCGGGGGGAGCAGGAGAAGAUGCUCAAGGACUACCUCUCGGUGGCGCGGGACGCGCUGCGCACGCAGAAGGAGCUGUACCACGUGAAGGAGCAGCGGCUGGCCCUGGCCCUGGACGAGUACGUGCGGCUGAACGACGCCUACAAGGAGAAGUCGAGCUCCCACACGAGCUUGUUCUCCGGGUCCUCGUCCAGCACCAAGUACGACCCCGACAUUCUGAAAGCGGAGAUCUCCACCACGCGGCUGAGGGUUAAGAAGCUGAAGCGGGAGCUCUCGCAGAUGAAGCAGGAGCUGCUGUACAAGGAGCAAGGCUUCGAGACGCUGCAGCAAAUUGAUAAGAAGAUGUCAGGAGGCCAGAGCGGCUAUGAGCUCAGCGAGGCCAAGGCCAUUCUCACGGAGCUGAAGUCCAUCCGGAAGGCGAUCAGCUCAGGGGAGAAGGAGAAGCAGGACCUGAUGCAGAGCCUGGCCAAGCUGCAGGAGCGGUUCCACCUGGACCAGAGCAUCGGCAGGUCGGAGCCCGACCUGAGGGCCAGUCCCGCCAGCUCUCACCUCUCCCUCUCCAGACAGACCCUGGACGCCGGGUCCCAGACCAGCAUCUCCGGGGAGAUCGGAGCGAGAAGCAGGUCGAAUCUGGCCGAGAAGGUCAGGCUGAGUCUGCAGUACGAAGAAGCCAAAAGAAGCAUGGCCAACCUGAAGAUCGAGCUGUCGAAGCUGGACAGCGAGGCCUGGCCGGGGGCGCUGGACGUGGAGAAGGAGAAGCUGAUGCUGAUCCACGAGAAGGAGGAGCUGCUGAAGGAGCUGCAGUUCGUCACCCCGCAGAAGCGCUCCCGGGACGAGCUGGGGCGCCUGGAGGCCGACCGGCAGCGGCUGGAGGCCGAGCUGCUGGCCGUGCGCGGCGCGCCCAGCCGGGCGCUGGCCGAGAGAUUGAAACUGGAGGAGCGCAGGAAGGAGCUGCUCCAGAAGCUCGAAGAAACGACCAAACUGACCACUUACCUGCACUCAGAGCUGAAAAGCCUCUCCGCCAGCACCCUGUCCAUGUCCUCCGGGAGCAGCCUGGGCUCGCUGGCCUCCAGCCGGGGCUCCCUGAACACCUCCAGUCGGGGCUCGCUCACCUCGCUCAGCUCCGGCGAGCUCUACUACGGCGGCCCGGGCGAGCCGCUGGACGCCGACUACCAGUACAGGCUGGACUUCCUGCUGCAGGAGAAGGGCGGCUACGUGCCCGCCGGGCCCAUCACCACCAUCCACGAGAACGAAGUGGCCAAGUCGCCCGGCCAGGGCGGCCCCGGCGGGCAGGCCGCCCCGGGCCCCGCGCCCCCGCCGGCCGAGGCCCCCAAGUCCGUGACGUCCCUGUCCUCCCGGUCCUCGCUGUCCUCCCUGUCCCCUCCCGGCUCCCCGCUGGUGCUGGACGGCGCCUUCCCCACGUCGCCCCCCGACGCCCCCCUGCACCGCUUCGCCGCCGACUUCGAGGACGGCGACCUGAGCGGCCGCUUGGCGGACAUGGGCCUCGGCGACGGCCAGGCGCUGCUGGACGCCGAGGCGGGGGCGGGCCCGGCCCCGGGGGAGGACCGGGACCCGCGGGAAGGCGCCCGGGAGCGGUUCGACGAGGCCAUCGCAGACGCGGAAAAGCCGCCCGCGAGGAGGAGGGGCGCGCCCCUGCUCGGGGAGAGGACGGCCUGCGUGUCGGCGGCCGUGUCUGAUGAGUCGGUGGCGGGAGACAGUGGCGUCUACGACGCCUUCGUGAAACAGCCCAGUGACGUGGGAGACGCUGCCUACGGUGAAGAGGAUGCUGGCGUCGUCAUGGAGACGGCGCAGGUGCAGAUCGGGCUCAGAUACGACGGGAAAAGGGCCAGCUUCCUGGUGAUGAUCGCUCAGCUCCGGAAUCUGCACGCCUUCCUGAUACCUCAUACUUCCAAAGUGUACUUCAGGGUCGCCCUGCUGCCCUCCUCCGCGGACGUCAGCUGCCUGUUCCGGACGAAGGUGCGCCCGGCCGCGGAGCCCCUGGUGUUCGGCGACGUGUUCCGCGUGGCCAUCGCACAGGCGGCCCUGCAGCAGAAGACGCUGCGGGUGGACCUGUGCUGCGCCCGCGCGCACCGCUCGGAGGAGUGCCUGGCCGGGACUCAGAUCAGUCUGGCCGAUUUGCCGUUUUCCAGUGAGGUCUUCACCCUGUGGUAUAACCUGCUGCCUUCUAAGCAAAUGCCUUCCAAAGCGAACGAGGAAGAACAUGAGGAUUCGGUGUUCCAGCCGAGCCAGCCACCGGUGGAGCCCAUAGACCUGGACGCAGUGUCGGCCUUACUCGCAAGAACGUCGGCGGAGCUGCUGGCCGUGGAGCAGGAAUUGGCACAGGAAGACGAAGAGCCGGGGCCAGGCGCAGAGCAGAGGGGUCCGGAUGGAGACUGGCUGGCGAUGCUGAGGGAGGCCUCUGACGAAGUGGUGGCUGAGGAAGAGGCGGACGUGGCCUUGCCAGGGGGCAGCAGGUGUAUGGAAGACCUAAGCUCAUGCCCGGGUAUGCCCGCGACUGCUGGAGGCACGAGGAGGGGAGAGAGCAGCUGUGCCAACGGCCCUGGCAGCCAGCCCCCUCCGGGAAUGCCCACCCUGGUCGACAAGGAGACAAACACAGAGGAGGCCGAGGAGGCGGGCCUGGCGGUUCGGCCCAAAGAGCGCAGCGGACUGAGCACGCGGCAGCGCCCCCUGGUGCGGAGCAGCGUGAUCGUGCGCUCGCAGACCUUCUCGCCCGGGGAGCGCAGCCAGUACAUCUGCCGGUUAAAUCGGAGUGACAGCGACAGCUCAACCCUGGCUAAAAAGUCUCUGUUUGUGAGAAACUCCACUGAGCGGCGCAGUUUGAGGGUCAAAAGGGCGAUGUGCCAGCCCGCGCUCCGGAGGGCGGCCCAGGAGUGCCCGGUGCGCACGUCCCUGGACCUGGAGCUGGACCUGCAGGCCUCGCUCACGCGCCAGAGCCGCCUCAACGACGAGCUGCAGGCGCUGCGGGACCUGCGGCAGCGGCUGGAGGAGCUGAAGGCCCAGGGCCAGACGGACCUGCCGCCGGGCGUGCUGGAGGACGACCGCUUCCAGCGGCUGCUGCGCGAGGCGGAGAAGCAGGCCGAGCAGUCCAAGGAGGAGCAGAAGCAAGACCUGAACGCGGAGAAGCUGCUGAGGCAGGCCUCCAAGGACGUGUGCCGGCUGCGGGAGCAGAGCCGCAAGGUGCCGCGGCAGGUGCAGUCCUUCAGGGAGAAGAUCGCCUACUUCACCCGAGCCAGGAUCAGCAUCCCGGCGCUGCCGGCCGACGACGUGUGA
Messenger RNA from Pipistrellus nathusii (Nathusius's pipistrelle), 3564 nucleotides. The record is from the annotation of a GenBank genome assembly. NCBI's taxonomy places the organism in Eukaryota, Metazoa, Chordata, Mammalia, Chiroptera, Vespertilionidae.